GCCUAAUCACUUUUUUGUGCACACGUGCAUAGGUGUUUGUGUUGGUCACGUAGUGGUUCGUGCAGUUUCCGUGAAUGUUGCGUGCAUGUGUUAGGUUCUGUUAACAACACAUAAUGAGCAACAAACGAAAACAGAACGAAAGGAACGGGCACACCAAAAGUUCUUUGCCCUCAGUUUGGUCUAGAGCACUAACUCCAUGUUCAGAGUGGCCCGACAAGGAUGAAUUCUUGGAUGUGCUGUACUGGUCCAGACAAAUUUUAGGAAUCCUUUUAGGCCUAGCCUGGGGCCUUGUUCCUCUUAAGGGCUUUCUUGGAAUUACCUUAUUUUGUUGUGUCAACACCUUUCUCGUCUAUGGAUACACAAGCUCAUUCCAAAAGGUAGACGACGAAGAAUAUGGUGGUGUAUGGGAACUUGCCAAGGAGGGCUUUAUGACAUCUUUUGCUGGGUUUUUGGUCACGUGGAUCAUGAUUUACUCUGCAACUCAGUAUGACUGACAGACCGUUUGAAGACUUACAUAAUGUGUACAAUUGCUCUGUGUGACCGUACAGGGAUGUGAACGCUCCCAUCUAUCAUGUCGUUUAAAUUAGAUCUAGCUUGCUUUUCUCCGUUUUGGUGUAAACCAUGAAAAGAUAGUGCAUACACAUCUUGAAUAAAUUUUUCAUCAUACAAUCAAGGAA
Molecule: messenger RNA, 677 nt
Organism: Ornithodoros turicata
Lineage: Eukaryota; Metazoa; Arthropoda; Arachnida; Ixodida; Argasidae
Product: GEL complex subunit OPTI-like
Exons: 4
Coding region: 114-494 (126 amino acids)
Biological process (GO): mitochondrial respirasome assembly
Source: RefSeq, a predicted model, not a curated record